ACAACUGUAUUGUUUGUGAUGCACAAGCUGUGAUUUCAAACAUGUCAAGAGAAUCAGGUGAAGACUCUGGGACUGAAGUUAUAAGUAUGGAUGUCAACGAUGGCGAUCCGGGUCAAGAUGAGGCAAACGUUGAUGAAUGCAGUCACUCAUUAGACAGCGGGCCUGAGGAAAUCCACAAGAAUGCUGAGGAAACUAACGAGGGUGCUGAGGAAGCUACCGAGGGUACAGACCAAACCUUGAGGCUAGAGGUCUACUCAGAUGACGCAAAUGAUAGUACUCCUGUUUCCGUGCCCUUCUCAAAAGCCGAGAUGAAGAAGAAUGUCUCCUCGAAAGGCAAGACCAUUGUGAAGCAGAAGAAGGUGUUGAGGCACUCCCAUUCAUCCCAUAUAGAGAUCAGGAUCGAAGAGGACAGCAUUGGGUCCGAAGAUGAUAAGACCAGACAGGAAAGUUCACUUGAAGAUGUCGACAACGGCAGCGUUUUGAAUAUAGAGGUCAGCUGCUCAAAUAAUGCCGCAAGUGAAAAUGGGGAUCUUGAUAAGGUCUACAGCUCAGUCUUGUUCAGCUGUAAUAAAUGCAGCUUUUGUACGAGUAAACUCAGUGAAUUAAAGCUUCACGCUCUGACGGAGCAGCAUGAGACUGUAGACACAUCUGAGAAUGAACUUGAUGAUGAUAAUGAUUCGGAUGAGAACCUUCGGAUAGAAUACGCCUGCUCAAAGUGCUCCUUCAAAACAAACCGCUUCCUCACCUAUAGGGAGCAUCUGCUGACUCACACAAAAAUCAGCGGCAACGAGCUCUUCAAAUGCCUGGACUGCGAAUACACGACUCGCCAUAAGUACAACCUCAAGACACACUUGAAGAGGCACACCAAGAUCGAAGAGCUGUGCGAGGACGAAGUUUUCCGCUGCGAGAAGUGCGACUACGUUUCCCCGUACAAGCAUGACUUGAUGACCCACAUGAAGAAACAUGAUCCUGAGAAGCCGUUCCAGUGCACGGAAUGUGACUUUAUGAGUAUCUACAAGCACAGCUUGAUACAUCACAUGAGGUCCAAACACGAGAAGCUACGACCGUUUAAGUGUGACCAGUGUGACUAUUGCUCGGCACGGAAGCAGGAUCUGGCUACACACAUGGGCCGUCACGCAGAAGUGAAGAAGUUUAAGUGCGAUCGUUGCGAUUACGCCACACCCUACCGAGUCAGCUUCAAGGCCCACAUGGACAGACACCUCGGUAACAAACUUUUUAAGUGUGAACAUGAGGGAUGUGAAUUUGCCACCACCACGAAGCAGAACUUGAAAUCUCAUGAGCUACGACACGCCACAGUGAAACCCCUAAAAUGUACCCUGUGUGAUUUUUCUGCUACACAUCGCCAACAGAUGAUCAACCACGAGGUAAAGCAUGGCUUGUCCGACGGAGUAACGCGAACCUACAAGUGUAUCUCCUGUGAGUACACCACAGGGCACAGGUACAGUCUACAACGCCACAUGAAGCGCCAUAAAGCAGACCGCAAGAUGCCGGACAAGGACUUCAUAUGCUCCAUGUGCGGAUACUCCACGGGGUACAAGAACAGUCUCAAGCGGCACAUGGCUAAACAUUCCGACGUCAAGCCGUUCAAGUGUGGACACUGCGAGUACUCAGCUAUCAAUAUGACGCAGAUGCAUGUUCAUAUUGCAAAGCAUACAGGAAUAAAGCCCUUCAAAUGUGACUUGUGCACCUAUGCAACCGCUAACAAGCAGCACCUAGUGGGUCACAUGGCUAAGCACUCCACUGUACGUCUAAACUGCACAAAGUGCGAGUUCUCCACAGCCUGGAAGCAAAGACUGAGAGCCCACCUCAAGGCCCAUGAGAUGGGUACACUACAUCAGAAGAAAGAUCCCGAAGCAAACGCAGGAAGCGAACAGGAAGAUGCCAGGAGGGACGGUGUGGACGAGGGAACGUCGGAUAAGGAUCAAGCUCUGAGUGAAAUCUCCAGCGCCAUUGAGGACUUCCAGAAAAACCACACUAAAGAGAUAAAGGACCUCAAAGCUAACAACAAUGUUCAUGAAAACGAAAGUGCCUCAGAUAGUGAUGUUGAGAUGCAUGCUACAAGUCAAACAGCCGCUGUUUGUAACAAGGACGGUAAUCUUGAACAAGUUGGAGAGGUACAGCUCAUAGACGAAGAUGGGAACAAGAUGUCGGCGACUGUCCAAUGCAUCAACGGGAAGCAGACCAUUGAAAUCCUAGUGGGGAACGGCAUCAAACAAACGGUUGCGCUGAAAGAUCUUCAGAAAGAAGGCUGCCAGGCUUUUAUAUGGGAACAAGCAGAGGAGGCCGAUGGGACGAAGCACAUCCGGGCCGUGUCACCCACCAAGUCUAACCCAGAGUCAGAGAGUGAGAUGUCACUGCUGGUCAUCGACGAGAUGGACACGGUGUGACGUGACAAGAUGUCACUACUGGUCAUAGAUGAGAUGGACACGGUGACGUGACGAGAUGGACACGGUGUGACUUGAUUAGAUGGAAGCGGUGUUACUUGACGAUAUAUAAUAAAGUUACCAGCCACAGAACCAUAUCAGACAUGCUAGCUUAAUUUUGCUUAGCAAAACUUUUAAGCAAAACUGUCUUUACUUUUUGAAACUGUGCCCUGUGCUUUGUUUGCUUAGCAGGUGACUACUCUAUGCUUUGACAACAUCUACAUGCUAGAGUUAGGGUUAAGCCCAGAGCAUACUUUUUUUUGAAAGGGAAUGUGAAGCGAAUUAUGGUUAGGCAAUUCGUUCCACAUAUUUUCCAGUUUUGACGCAAGAAAUGUUGUCCUUCGCGUGUAUGAACCUUUUGGAGUGUGGUACAUAGAGCUGUCAGAACAUAGGGGCUGUCGAGACUUCUAUAGGGGUCUAUGAACAUAGGGGCUGUCGGAACAUCUAUAGGGGUGUCAGAACAUAGGGGUGUCAGAACAUAGGGUUGUCAGAACAUAGGGGUGUUAGAACAUAGGGGUGUCAGAACACAGGGGUGCCGGAACAUAGGGGUGCCGGAACAUAGGGGUGUCGGAACAUAUGGGUGUCGGAACAUGGGGGUGUCGGAACAUAGGGGUGCCGGAACAUAAGGGUGCCGGAACAUAGGGGUGCCAGAACAUGGGGGUGCCAGAACAUGGGUGUUCCAGAACAUAGGGGUGCCAGAACUAGGGGUGUCGGAACAUAGGGGUGUCGGAGCAUAGUGGUGCUAAAAAAUAAGGGUGUUAAUCACAGAGACUUGGCUUAACUUGCACUUUACUGAUAAAAUAAUUAUAACGAGUUUAGCUCCAAAUGUGUAUUCAAUUCUUCUUAUUUAUAUCAAAUGAACUUGAGAUGUACAACACUUUGAAAAACUGAAC
Molecule: messenger RNA, 3337 nt
Organism: Asterias rubens (European starfish)
Lineage: Eukaryota; Metazoa; Echinodermata; Asteroidea; Forcipulatida; Asteriidae
Product: RE1-silencing transcription factor B-like
Exons: 8
Coding region: 42-2408 (788 amino acids)
Biological process (GO): regulation of transcription by RNA polymerase II
Cellular component (GO): nucleus
Molecular function (GO): RNA polymerase II transcription regulatory region sequence-specific DNA binding; DNA-binding transcription factor activity, RNA polymerase II-specific
Source: RefSeq, a predicted model, not a curated record